GAUCCCGCGUUGCGUACGGAAAUCACCAGUUUACGCUACGGUUCUAGCUAUGGUGUUCACCAAUGUGGAUUUAUAGUACUUCAGUUGUCAAUUCGAAUAGCAAUUGAUUGCAAUAACAACCACCCACAUACAUACACAUGUUCUCUUGUAAUAAUGCCUUCAGCGAAUACCGAAGAGUUGCGGCGAAAGUUUACUGUUGUUCAGCAACAGCGCUCAGUUCCGUCGAAAUUCGCGUUAAUGACCACCACCUCUGCUGUGUACGAUCAUUUAGACACAAACAUCACCACAUCAAUGAUGGUUCAGGCAACACCAAUGAUUCCUCUACAGGAACCCGAACAUACCUACAUAUUUCCUGGAGCAAUAAACCUUGCCGGUGGGCUUGGAGCAAGCGCUAUCCAUAGUAUGGCACCGGGCAUUCCUGGCGUUGCUGUUGUGUCUGCGCCAUCACACAGCCUCAGCGUGGGAACGGAUAGUCGCGGCCAUAUAAGGUCUGUGAGUCACGGAGGCGGUGCCAUUAUAGGGCCGAGAGGCCGUCCAAUGAAAUCAGCUAUGAAAGGACAUCAACGUGCUUUUUCACAUGGCCAAAUUACAGAUUCACCAGGCGCUCCUGGAGCCUCACGAGGCCAUAGUCGCGUUGGUUCAAAAACUGAUUUUAUCCUACCACCUGGUCACAAAGAGGAAGUAGAAAGUCGGGAGUUUGGGCCAUCUGUUGCAUCUUCAGGGGGUGGGCGUGGUCAUUCGAGGCAGGCAUCGCGUUCAGAAUCUAUAUACACUUUGCGUCGCUCUGAAACACCACCUUGGUGGAAGCGGAUAGCUGUAUGUCAUACUGAGAAACUCGAAGAGCGAAGCUAUCGUGUCCUCGUACCAAAUCACACAGUUCCACCAAAGACUCCCAAGCGGGCUCAUCCGAAUGAAGAUUUUGUGGGCAAUAAAAUACGCACGACAAAGUACACACUGCUGUCCUUCGUACCAAAAAAUUUACUUGAACAAUUCCAUCGUGUUGCGAAUUUGUAUUUUAUUUUUAUCGUUCUGCUGAAUUGGUUUCCAGCGAUAAAUGCGUUUGGCAAAGAAGUUGCCAUGAUACCUGUUCUCUUUGUGCUCGGUGUGACCGCAGUUAAGGACUUAUUUGAAGACAGACGACGUCGUUACUCCGACAAGCGAAUCAACAACACGACAUGUCGUAUUUAUGACGG
Messenger RNA from Rhagoletis pomonella (apple maggot), 1193 nucleotides. RefSeq lists its product as uncharacterized. The record is from RefSeq and is a predicted model, not a curated record. Gene Ontology annotation, cellular component: plasma membrane. Gene Ontology annotation, molecular function: ATPase-coupled intramembrane lipid carrier activity. Lineage: Eukaryota; Metazoa; Arthropoda; Insecta; Diptera; Tephritidae. Gene Ontology annotation, biological process: phospholipid translocation.